Messenger RNA from Prorocentrum cordatum, 510 nucleotides. NCBI's taxonomy places the organism in Eukaryota, Dinophyceae, Prorocentrales, Prorocentraceae. The record is from the annotation of a GenBank genome assembly.
AUGGACCUGAUGGGAUCACACCGCAUGAUCAACCACAGCGACAGCGAGUCCAUUGGUUCCAGGAUCGAGAGCUCCUCGGGCUUCGGGGACGAGAGCUCUUCCGCGUUGAGCCACGAAGUCCUCCCAUGGCACGGGCAGUCCGUGGUUGCUGGACAGCCCGCAGAAGGCCCUCAUGUUUUUCUUGCGGAUAGCGCGAGCAAUGGAGACAGCAGCGUGCAAGAGAGUGGAUUCGAGGAGAGCUCGGUCCAGAGUUCGGCUCUGGACAACCAGGGUAGUCCGCCAUUGUGCGAGCGGGACGGCUGCGUCAUGCAGAUCUCCGACCUCUUUCCGGACAUCGGGGGACGCCAUUGCUCGCUAGCGCCAAACUCGACCAGGCUUUCCUGGACCCAGGAUUGGCGCCCAUGCUCUCUUGGUCUGUCCUGGAGAUCGCACGCACCAAUCUUGGGCUCAGGAUUGGCAGGGCCAGGUCUUGUGUGUAGCCAGCACCCGCCUAGGAUAUCCUCCGCUUGA